Molecule: messenger RNA, 1014 nt
Organism: Bacidia gigantensis
Lineage: Eukaryota; Fungi; Ascomycota; Lecanoromycetes; Lecanorales; Ramalinaceae
Exons: 1
Coding region: 1-1014 (337 amino acids)
Source: RefSeq, a predicted model, not a curated record
AUGACCUCAAGCUUCUUGCAGCUACCGUUUGAGCUGCGUCAGCAAAUCUACCGCUACGCGUUCGAUCCGAAGGAUGACUCCAUUAAGCCUUUGAAAGCCAGAACUCGCAACGUAUCUCAAUCUAUCAAGGCUUUACAGUCUACAAGUCAAGAAAGACAAGACGGAUGGCAAAUUCCUGGCUAUCCAGUCUCCAGCGUUCCGGCUUUGCUUCAAACAUGCCAGCAGGUGUACGACGAAGCGAUCAAAAUCUUGUAUGGCGGCUAUAUUUUCGUCUUCAGCAAUAGUGACGAAACUGGAACUAACAAUUCUGUCCUACUCGGUUUCCCUGCUAUGACGGACGGGUGCGAUGAGUGCAAGGGCUUUGGAAACCAAGCUCACCCUUGGAUGCUGGGCAUUCAUAGUCCAGCAUUGCCGCUAGACCACAAGAAGACCUUGGGGUGGAUUCCUUAUUCUGAUUUUACGUACAUGAUCCACUGGCUGGAGAUUAUUGGAACACACAAUCGCACUCUAAUACGUAAGGUUCGACUCCAAAUUACUGAGGAUGUGUAUCCCGAAUCUAGAUGGCAUUGGGAUACAUUACAAAUGGCACAGCUACCCACCACUUGCUUUGGCGGCAACAUGGUUGCAGGUAUUCUUAGCUAUCUGGAUAGAUUCCUGGAGAUCCACGAACUCUCUUUCUUCUGUGAUACGCCCCCUGGUGAGUCAGCGAUACGUGGACAGGCGCGACGUAUCAAAGCCAUGAAGAACAUAUUUGUAGCUCCGUCACCUUCUCGGAACGUCAUUUUAAAGAUGAAGAGCCUAAAGCGACUUCUAUUGCAAGACUCUCCUCCCAUUCCCCUCGAAAUCUCAAACCUUCGCCUCAAAGGGUAUAGAGAUGAGCUUUUGCAAGACUAUUCAGACAUACGAAAGGCGUUCAUGGAAAUGGGAGGCGAGAUUCUUCCAUCUUUGAGGCAUACGGGCAUCCAAAAGGUAGAACCUCAAAAGAAGAUUGAGGUUGAAUUUGACGCAAGCUGA